Messenger RNA from Grosmannia clavigera kw1407, 372 nucleotides. RefSeq lists its product as uncharacterized. Bases 1 to 372 code for a protein of 123 amino acids. The transcript is spliced from 2 exons. Lineage: Eukaryota; Fungi; Ascomycota; Sordariomycetes; Ophiostomatales; Ophiostomataceae. The record is from RefSeq and is a predicted model, not a curated record.
AUGUUUCUAUCGUCGUUUGCAGAGCAGAGCUGGGAAGACCUUGUCGAGUGGGACCUUCACUAUGCUCUAUACCUUGCUAUGCAAUUUGGCCAUGAUGAGAGUUUCCGUAUGAUUUCACGGAGCUUGGCGGUAUUCUGUCCUCCUCGGAAUGGCAGUUCCAGUCCUGCUCUAUGGGCUGGCAAGAUCACGGAGCACUUUGUUCACAUUGCCAUUGUGCCGGUACUUCAAAUCAAGGAGGCCGGAGAGGUGGAUCUGGACUACGUGGAUCCUGAAGCUGCUGAAAUCCGUUCCGAGUGCCGUUUCCUGACACAGCUUUACGAAGACUUGGACGAUAUCGUCAACAGCAUUGAAUUCUCGAUCUACUGGUUUUGA